AGACAGCGUUCGGUCCGAUAGAGUGCACAUCCGUUUCUCUUCGACUGCAUCUUCUCCUUCGUGAGGUGCUUCUUUGUCAACACACAUAAAUAAUUUUGCGUUCGAAUUAAUUCGCUGCAGUUCCAUCGUUUCAUACACAUUACGCGGUGCACUACAAGCAGCAGAAUUGGGGUAGUUAGGCACAGGUGUCACAGCGUAGCCUUUCGCUCGAGUUGCCUCCUUGGUUUUCUUUUUCUCAUUCACCCUUCGUUUCAUUUUUGUUUCUUUGGUUUCUUCUCCACACGAUGCCGGAGAGCAAUUGGGCGGUGCGGGAAAACGGUGCUCGCAUCGCCGACGUCUCCUCCGAGGCCGCCAACGGCGCCAACGCUGCGGCGAAUCUUCUGAAGGCACACGAGGAGGCGCUUUGGCUGGCUGGGCCGGCGCCGCAGCACGUGACGCUCGCCCUCUCCGCCCAACACCCGCUGCUGCGGUACGCCGGCUGGCACGUGUGGCUCGACCUGCCCACCAACCCCAAAGUCGUCGAGAUCGCAUCUGGACCGUCUCUGGAGCAGCUGCGGCCCAUUCUCGUCUGCGAGGCGCUGCCUGGUGCGGGGACACAGGUGUGGCAGCUGCCUCGCCCCAUCCCAGCCGAGCACACGUUUGUGCGCUUUAAAAUACUCGAGAGCUUCGGUCCCGGGCCAACCUACAUGAACACCCUCGCACUCCUCGCGAACGACCCUGGCCCGAACUACAGCGCCAACGACGACGUACCGGCAGCGACCGCCGUCUCGCCGAGCGCAACAGUAGCGGCAGUCGGUCCGCAAUACGCAAACCCCACGGCGGCCACGCCCUACGCGUCGCGCUUGCCCCUCUCGCUCUCUGGUGUCGGCACCCCGGGCGGAGCAGCGCGCAGCCCGCUGCCUCGCCACGCCACGUCCCUUGCCGCUCCACGAACGCCGCCGGCUGGCAUCAACAUGAGCGUUACCUCAGGCGGCAACGGUGGCGGCGGCCACUCCGAUGACGGAGGUCCGUCCGACGUCGGCGUGUUUGUGAGCACCAACAGAAGGUCCGCGGCGACCUCGAAUGCAGAGGAACCGCUGUCGCCCGCUGAUGCGACCAACCGCGAUGGCAGCUCACGAACCCGCUCGCCGCGAAUGCGCAGCAACAGCCGCAUGCGUCAGCUCCUGCGCGAGCUCGACAACGACAUCAAGCAGCUGAAACCAAUAAAGAGCGUUUCGCCUGGAAAGAACAUGCUCAUGUACCUCCCUCAAGACGCAUCCGGCCUCGAGGCAGACAGCUUCGACGAAAACAUCACACCCGAUCGCAGCGGCCACCGCCGUGGCAGCAACUCGGAUGGCAGCGGCUCCCAAAGGAACACCUCCGGCGAUGGCAAGCACCGUCACGGUCGUCACACGGGUCACAGUGGUAGAGGAAGAGAGGGAGACGACGACGGCGGCAGCAGCGGCAAAGGGGCACGUCAUCCGCACCGCGGCAGCUCUGCCACAUCGGCCACCGGUGGCAACUUCCACGCAGACCCCCAACUACAGCGGGGCAUGCAUCCGGCCCAGAUGGGCAUUGCACUUUAUCCGCCGUCGGCCGAAGUCGCCGGGCCACCACCGCUGCCGCCGUUAAAUGCCACGUACGACGCGCGCCUCAACGCUCUAGAGCAGGCGGUCGCUGCCCUUAACGAGGCCGUCCAGCACCAACGCGACGACCUGACGAUGAUCAAACGGCUGCUGCUUCAGCAAGCUGUCGAGGGCCGCAAGGAGGCGGAGCAGCGCUUUGAGGAAAAGCAGCGCUACGAACGCCUGUUCAGUGUGUCAACCAAUGCCACGGGAAUUCCUUCGAACUCUGCGCUGCCAGCCGCUUCUCCAGCCUCGGGCUUCAUGGCCGAUCAGCGACUGACGCACCGCAGCAUCACGGUCGACUUCCCCGAGGAUACGUUGCGGGUGUUCGUGAACUCCGUACUCGAUCACCGCCUCCGCAAGUACACCAAGAAGCUGGAAGCAAAGCUCCUUCAGCGGCUGGAUACGCAGCUGCACGAUGUUAUCAAGGUGCUGUCGGCCACCGUGGACGGUCAGCUGGCAAACGUGACGAACGUCGCCGCUGCUACCGCCACCGCCGCCGCGACAUCGGCCGCAGGUGCGUCCAUGUCUACGCCGCGGUCGAUGUACGCGGAGCAGGAGAGCACGCCGAGCCAUCGAGGACGCACCUUCUCACCCGUGUCGCAGUCGUCGCGGGGGCUGCACACCUCCCGGGAUGAAUUUGGACACGACAACGUGGACUCCACGCCGCGUCGCGGCGGUGCUGCCUCUUCUGCGUCGUCGAAGGGGGGCGCCUCGCACACGCCGCGCUCGCAAACGGAGACCGGUGUAAGUGCGUUUCAUCCUCGUGCGUGGAGUAGCAAGAGAUAG
Leptomonas pyrrhocoris is the source of this 2393-nucleotide messenger RNA. RefSeq lists its product as hypothetical. The transcript has a single exon. NCBI's taxonomy places the organism in Eukaryota, Euglenozoa, Kinetoplastea, Trypanosomatida, Trypanosomatidae. Bases 285 to 2393 code for a protein of 702 amino acids. The record is from RefSeq and is a predicted model, not a curated record.